This is a messenger RNA of Ilyonectria robusta, 1020 nucleotides long. RefSeq names its product Reticulon-domain-containing protein. The coding region runs from base 1 to 1020 and encodes 339 amino acids. The record is from RefSeq and is a predicted model, not a curated record. Lineage: Eukaryota; Fungi; Ascomycota; Sordariomycetes; Hypocreales; Nectriaceae. The transcript has 6 exons.
AUGGCUGAUUCCGCCCCGGCCGUCAACGGAGCCUCUCUCUACGAAACAACAAAGUCCAGUGGGUUUCCCUGUCCCAACCCGAUCCGCGAUCGAAACCACGCCGCCGCUGCGUACAACACUGUCACUAACGGCCCCGUCGCUCAGAACGUCAUGGAUCACACACAGAAGACCUCCAACGAGUUCUCCAACCUGGCCGCUGCUCGUCGCACGCCGGCUAACCCUGCUGCCACCGGCCAGCCUCUCACCCACUACCACUCUUUCUUCUCCGAGCUCCUGUCAUGGAACAACCCUCGUGCCUCUGCUAUCGCCUACGUCACCAUCGUCGCUCUCAUCUUCUCGGCUAGAUACCUCGAUAUCCUUCGAUGGGGCUUCAAGCUCUCUUGGAUGGUCCUGGGUGUGACCGUUCUCGCCGAGGUUGUUGGCAAGACCGUCCUCAACCACGGCCUGGCCACCCAUCUUCGACCCCGCCGAUACUACACUGUUCCCCGCGACACUCUCGACACCCUUAUCGGGGAUGUCCACGAGCUGAUCAACUUCUUUGUCAUUGAGGCUCAGCGCAUCCUCUUCGCCGAGAACAUUGGCGCUUCUUGCGCCGCUUGGGUUGCCGCCUUCAUCUCCUAUUUCCUCGUCAAGCUCGUCCCCUACUGGGGUCUUGCCGUCAUCGGCACCACCGUCGUCUUCUUUGUUCCCCUGGUCUACACCAGCAACCAGGAGCUUAUCGAUGCGCAAAUCCAGAACGCCUCCGACCUGAUUAACUCCCAGACCGCCCAGGUCAAGGAUGUUGCCCAGAAGCAGCUCGACCAGGUCUCCGCUCUCGGCAAGCAGUAUGCUGGCGACUACACCGGCAAGGUCCAGGCUCUUCUGUCUGGCAAGACUCCCUCGCGCCAGGUCAUCAUCAAGCCUGCGCCCGAGUUUCCCAACCCUCCCACUGAGGACCCCGCCCAGGCCGAGGAGGUCGACUUCCCCGAGGUCCCCAAGGAGGACCCCGUCAACGAGAAGGUCCCCGUCUCUACUGCCUAA